Peromyscus maniculatus bairdii (prairie deer mouse) is the source of this 2008-nucleotide messenger RNA. RefSeq names its product synaptogyrin 3 (gene Syngr3). The record is from RefSeq and is a predicted model, not a curated record. Gene Ontology annotation, cellular component: neuromuscular junction; synaptic vesicle membrane. NCBI's taxonomy places the organism in Eukaryota, Metazoa, Chordata, Mammalia, Rodentia, Cricetidae.
GCAGCCGACGCGCGCUCCCGGGAGGUGGCGGCAGCGGCGGCAGCAUCCGUAGCAUCAGCAGCCUCAGCAGCAGCCCCGGGCAGUCUCGGGCAGGGCAGGCCGGCGGGACAAACGGACAGAAGGCACAGGUCCCGCCAUGGAGGGAGCCUCCUUCGGCGCGGGCCGUGCGGGAGCUGCCUUCGAUCCCGUGAGCUUCGCACGGCGGCCCCAGACCCUGUUGCGGGUCGUGUCCUGGGUGUUCUCUAUAGCCGUGUUCGGGCCGAUAGUCAACGAGGGCUAUGUGAACGCGGACAGCGGUCCAGAGCUGCGUUGCGUCUUCAACGGAAACGCGGGCGCCUGUCGCUUCGGCGUCGUGCUGGGUCUCGGGGCCUUCAUCGCCUGCGCUGCCUUCCUGCUGCUGGACGUGCGCUUUCAGCAGAUCAGCAGCGUCCGAGACCGCCGCCGCGCAGUGCUCCUGGACCUGGGCUUCUCAGGGGUCUGGUCCUUCCUGUGGUUCGUAGGCUUCUGUUUCCUCACCAAUCAGUGGCAACGCACAGCGCCAGGACCAGGCACUGCGCAGGCUGGGGAUGCGGCGCGGGCCGCCAUCGCGUUCAGCUUCUUCUCCAUCCUCAGCUGGGUGGCGCUCACCGUGAAGGCCCUGCAGCGGUUCCGCCUGGGCACCGAUAUGUCUCUCUUUGCCACAGAUCAGUUAGGUGCUGGGGCUGCCCAGACCUACCCAGGCUACCCAGUGGGCAGUGGUGUGGAGGGCACAGAAACAUACCAGAGCCCGCCCUUCACCGAAACCCUGGACACCAGCCCCAAAGGGUACCAGGUGCCUGCCUACUAGUAGCUGUUAGGCUCCAGCCAGGGCUGGAAGGCCACCUCACCAUCGUAGGCCUCAAGGCCUCCUGGGACCUUUCCUGGGUCCUACCGUCCCAGUGCCAAGGACAGAGAAGGUGGCCACUGUGGGCCUCUGGGACCAAGGGGAGUAGCCUCCCUGGGGUGCCUGGACUGUCCCUAGUUAGUUCCCCCUAGUUAGGUCCUAGUCCUAAGGCCCUGAGAAGAAAACAGUACUGCCUGGAGUGGGCUGCCCUGGGAGGCAUUCCUUUCCAUAGGCCAGGCAACCGGUGGCUCACCUGUCCACUCUAGGGUCAGAAGUCCAGCUGCCUUCCAGGGCAGGGUGCAAGGGCUUCUGAGGACCAGGGAGAGGGAGACUAUUUGCACCCUAAGGUGGGGGUUAUGGCCCUUGUUCCCAGUCCCACGUCCCUGAGGGCAGUGACUGCCCUGGCUCCUAUCAUGGUGGUCCACCCUGUCCAGAGGCUCCCUGUACUUCCUCUUGCAGGAUCCCUAGAGCAGCUCAGCCCUGUCGGUGUUGUGAUUGUGAUUAAGUCUUCAGGUUUCAUCUCAUAGUGCCCCCAUAAGCUGCCCCCUCUCUGUGUGGCUCCUGCCCAGGUGUGGGUGCUUCUGGCCAGGAAGGCAUAGACAGCUAUGGGCCUGGGUACCUACCCUUCAGUAAGAAAGACCCUCCCUAGGGAGGAGUGAGGCAGCCGGGUACCCGGGUGACAGGCAGGACAAGCCUCUUACAAGAAGAGGACUAAAGGUCUCAUCUGCCCAGGGUGUCGCUGGAGAGAGUCAUUCCUGUAAAUGGCUUUACCUUGGUUUCCUGAACCAGUCCCUCCCUAUUCUAUCGCCUAUUCCCUUUUAAGGCCCAGACCAGGUCCCUGUGCGUAGCAGACUACUCAUGCAUUGCUUGAAGCUGGCUUUUCACAUCAAGUCAAAACCAAAUGCGUUGCCAUAUCUCCUUCUUCCAGACAAAAUGCCUCCCUGUGGAGUUGCAGUUGAAUGACAACCCUGUACGUUGUAGCAUAGACCAAUUAUGUGGAUAUUUAAGUGAACAUGUUUACAAUUUUUGUAUAUAUGGAUCUUUCCUCUCUCUUCUGAAAGAACAAUCCGUGAUUGUGUAUUUUCAGUGUCCCCUGUUACAACUGCAACUUCUUUACAAUAAAGACUGUAAACACAUUGACCACAA